Messenger RNA from Cyphellophora attinorum, 1047 nucleotides. RefSeq lists its product as uncharacterized. The coding region runs from base 1 to 1047 and encodes 348 amino acids. Lineage: Eukaryota; Fungi; Ascomycota; Eurotiomycetes; Chaetothyriales; Cyphellophoraceae. The transcript has a single exon. The record is from RefSeq and is a predicted model, not a curated record.
AUGCCGGCCUAUCCACCAUGUCCUCAGAUGAAGGCGCAAAUAUACGGAGCAGUAUCCGAGAAGCCCAAUCCAAAGAUGACAUAUGCUCUCGCUCACUCCGCUCGAUGUAAGCUCCACCUAUCGGCCAAUCGUCCAGAUAGGAAUUUGAGGAUGGUCCUUGGACACGCCUUCGCUCUCGACAACAUGCUAGUCCGCAUUGUAGAGAUCGAGAACCAGUCCGCCAAAGACGAGGUCGACUUGUCGAAACCCGACGACAAGCCUGCCGCCGCCGACAGCGAGAUCGCCGCUCAGGAUAAAGCCAAAGCCGGCGUUGGAGGUGGUGCUGGCGUCACUGUGGCAGAAACGGGCAGUCUUGCGCGCUCUGAACAGCCGCAGAAAGAGCGGCGCAUCUCUUUCGGCAACUCAGCCAACUUCCGACCUUCGGACUACCACGCCAACGGCACCUCGAACAGUAGUGAGCGCAAAAAGUCGCCUCCACCAGCCAAACGCAUACCCAAGGGCUACUCGGACGAAGAGUCAACCUCAAGCGAUGACUACGACGACGACGCGGACGCCGCUGAAGUGCUAGCACCCGCUGAAGCCCUAGCUCGCCAGUCCGCCGUCCGCAACAACACAAAACUCGAGGACAUUCCACCACAAGACCCCUACGAAGACGAGGACGAAGACGCAGGUCUAGGCCUCCAACGCUUCCAAUCUGCAUCUGCUCGCCAGCCACGAAGAGUACCCUCGCCACCAGCAGAAGAGGUUCCUGCUCUCGAGGAGGACUGGUCGGAUGAAGAUAUCGAGGACCGUCCUGAGCCUCCUUCACCACCCGCCUUGGGCGAGGAUCUCUUACGCCAAGCGAUGGAGAAGGGAAGCAAGGAUGAAGAACUUGGAGAUCUGUACGAGACGCUGAGAGGAUGUCCUUGCUGCAAGCAGCACAGCAGUGCACCGAAACCGACGGGCGUGUGGAGGGUAGAGUCUGGCGAGGAUGGGAAGCAGUACGCUGUGCUUGCGGAGGAGAGGGACGAUCUUGAGGGAGGUCAGCAGAUCGAGGUUGCUGCUUGA